Molecule: messenger RNA, 668 nt
Organism: Mangifera indica (mango)
Lineage: Eukaryota; Viridiplantae; Streptophyta; Magnoliopsida; Sapindales; Anacardiaceae
Exons: 2
Coding region: 102-548 (148 amino acids)
Source: RefSeq, a predicted model, not a curated record
AACUUUAUAUUUCGCUAAUAAAUGUCAGGAGCCACUCUGUGUGCCUGAUUUUAGUCUGAGACAUUUGGAGUUAGGUUAGCUCUGUGAGAAAACCAGCAUUCAUGGAAUCUCAGAAGAGAAAACUGGUUAUGGGUCUCUUUGUUUUGGCUAUGACAACAAUGAUUGUAUCAAAUGUUUUUGCUUGGACGGGUGAGAUCCACGGAAGAGUUGUCUGUGAUGUCUGUGGUGACUCCUCUAUUGGACCUGAAGAUCAUGUUCUUGAAGGUGCUGAGGUUGCUGUUCUCUGCAUAACAAAAUCUGGGGAAGUUCUAAACUAUCAGGCAUUUACAAAUGCUAAGGGGAUAUAUACAGUGGCUGAGACAAUGCCUGAAAGCGACCGGUGGGAUGCAUGUCUGGCACGACCAAUAAGUAGUUUCCAUGAACACUGCACUCAUCUAGGAGGAGGCAGUGCUGGAGUUAAGUUCAGCUACAAUCAUCCAUCAGGCUAUUUUCACACUGUCAAACCUUUUGUCUAUCGCCAUGGCAGUGCACCAACUUACUGCAUGUGAGAUCUCCAAUAUCAGUGUCUAUAUUAUAGUUGAGAGAUUUCUAUGUAUUAGAGAUCAUAACUGAUGAUGACAUCACUGUGAUAUUUAUAAUUGCCAUAAUCUGAUAUUUAUGUUUGUACA